CUCGUGCAUGCAGGAACAUGCAACGCUCUUCUUGUCUGCACCCUAAGUUUGUGGCUUCUCUCCACAACAGCAGCAGUAGUAAUCCCCUUCACUUCCGGAAGCAGCAAACCACGAAACCCUACCAUUACAAUGAUCAUCAAGUAAUUACCUAACUGGUGGCGGCAAUAGUGACAUGAAAAAUGAAUUUGGAUAUUUUUAUUUUUUAUGGGCAAAUGAGAAAAGUUUAUGCUUGAGGCACACUGAUAAGCUACAGGAUGUGAGAAGGAUAGUCGAUGAGACGAAAGGAGAGAAAGAGACACUCUUUUUGAUUGAUUCUCUUCAAAAACUAUGUGUGGACUACCAUUUCGAAGAAGAGAUUGAAGCAAAGAUGCAUUCUUUGUAUGAAAAACAGUCGAAGAUCAUUGAUGGUGAGCCAAAUAAUAUAGUUGAAGUUAGCCUUUUGUUUCGGUUAUUGAGGCAAGCUCAAUACCCUAUCUCCACAGAUGUGUUCUAUAGGUUCCUUGAUAGAAGUGGUGAGUUCAUGGCAUCCCUUGCAAAUCAGAUGGAAGGAUUGAUAAGUUUAUUUGAAGCUUCAAAUUUAAAUUUUGGAGGAGAAUUAAUGCUUUAUAGAGCCAAUGAGUUCAGUAGAAUCCACCUCAAACCCUACAUGACAUCUUUGGAUUCAGAUCUUGCAGUACAUAUUAAACAGAUACUGGAAAAUCCAUAUCAUUUGACCCUGCAAAGAUUCAAAGCCAGGCAAAUUCUUGAUAAUAAUAUCUCAAAAUCUUAUUAUAAUUUCAAUAUUGUAGAACUAGGGAAGAUGGAUUUCACCAUGAUCCAAUCAUUGCAUCAAAAGGAAUUAAAAGAAGUCACAAGGUGGUGGAAGGAGUCAGGGUUGGAUCAAGAGCUAGUGUUUGCGCGAGUUCAACCCUUGAAGUGGUUCAUUUGGCCAAUGACGUGCCUCCCAAAUCCCAAGUUUUCGGAGUAUAGGAUUGUUUUGUCAAAAGUCAUUGCAUUUGUUUAUCUUCUUGAUGAUAUUUUUGAUGUCGAAGGAUCACUUGAUGAACUCUAUCUCUUUACACAAGCCAUCGAAAGAUGGGAUCAUUCUUCAAUGAAUUCACUACCGGAUUACAUGAGAGCAUGCUUCAAGGUCCUACAAGACACCAUCAAUGAGAUUGCUCAAAUUGUGGUCGAGGAACAUGGAUGGAAUCCGAUAGAGUAUCUAAAGAAAUCGUGGAUACAAUUAAGCAAAGCAUUUUUAGUGGAAGCAAAAUGGUUGAUAGAAGAUGAAGUCCCAACAGUAGAUGACUACAUGAAGACUUCAACAAUUAGCUGUGGUGUUCCUCUUGUCUUGGUGUACACUUAUUUUCUAUUAGGGCAUGGCGCGGGUAAUUUAUUGGAGAAUCUUCCAAAUCUUAUAUCUUGCCCCACGAGAAUUCUUCGACUUUGGGAUGAUUUAGGAAGCGCAAAGGACGAAGAACAAAAGGGAAGGGAUGGUUCGUUAUUGGCUAGCUUGAGGAAGGAGAACCCACAUUGGUCGUCGCAAGUCGCAAGGGGAAAAGUGAUGCAAAUGAUAGAAGAAGCAUGGGAGGAGCUCAAUAAGGAAAGCUUUAGUCCAUCAGCAUCAAUGUUCUCUCGCGAUUUUGUUAUAGGUUGUUUGAACGCCGCAAGGAUGGUGAGAGUGAUGUAUAACUACAGUGAGGAACAUAAGCUCCCUAUGCUUAAGGAGUAUAUAAACUUGUUGUCUAAACAAGUUUAGCACCUCACAUGCUUAAGGAGUAUAUCAAUUUACACAAGUUUGAAUUUGUUUCUUUAUAUGUCGAUUAUCACACUGAAUUUUGACA
This is a messenger RNA of Zingiber officinale, 1823 nucleotides long. RefSeq names its product (3S,6E)-nerolidol synthase 1-like. The coding region runs from base 173 to 1738 and encodes 521 amino acids. Gene Ontology annotation, biological process: diterpenoid biosynthetic process. The record is from RefSeq and is a predicted model, not a curated record. The transcript has 8 exons. NCBI's taxonomy places the organism in Eukaryota, Viridiplantae, Streptophyta, Magnoliopsida, Zingiberales, Zingiberaceae. Gene Ontology annotation, molecular function: magnesium ion binding; terpene synthase activity.